CAAGUAACAUCAGGUGUUGAUGGAUAUUAAUAUAUUAUAUACGCGCGGGCUUGGCGUUGCAUUUGUGACUGUUGUUUUCGGAGUUUCGGACAGCAAUAUAUUAUUCUACAACAGCUAAGAGAAAAGCGUAUUCUGAUUUUAGAAGUACAUAGUUCAACGCACUUAUUGUUUCUCUUUUAUGGGUUGGGGUGUAUACAUUUUUUAGUGAAACUCGCCGCAGCAACUCUAAAAACAAAAUGAUUUAGUCGCAGGAGGACGCGGAAGACUGAAAAAAUUUUCAGUUGCUGUGAAGGAUGGACAAGGAUUGUAAAUCCACAAGCAUCUCAAAUGAAACGAAUGAGAAUCAGACUGAGGAGGUUAAUUUGCCUGAGGUAGUGGCCAGUUUGAAAAUGUUAGCUGUCGAUAUACCAGAGGAAGAUGAAGUAUCCCCAACAAACCCAAGACGAUCUCUCAGAAAAAGAGUUCCGCGAAAUCUUGAUUUUUCAACUCUUAACAGAAGAUGUAGCUUAAAACCCAAAAAACGAUCAUUCUCGGAAAUGGAAAAUGAAGAACAAAUCAAAGAAUAUUACUUGGAUAAAACUGUUAAGAAACAUACCAAUUCCUUGGAAACAAUUUUUGAGGAAAAAGAAGAUUCAAGUCAAUCUACAAAUUGUAUGAGUGUUAAACGAUUUAAGAGAAUGAUUCAGUUUACUCCAGAGCCAACAGAUUCAAAAAUCAAGAAAAGGAGAGAAAAAAUAAGAAAAGUUUUCGGUUCCAAGAUUAAUUAUAGGAAAAGACGAAAUGUUUCCAUGCAAGCUUUGCUGGACAAACUUAAUGGAUUGCAAAAUGACCUUUCUAUCAAUAAUGACACUAAGUGAAGUUAAGUACAAGGCUGAAAUCUAAUGGUUAAUUUUUGUGUACAUAUUAUAUAUGCAAGCACAAAUGUUUUUCCACGAGUAUAAGAAACAUCUCAUGCCUUGAGUAUUUCUUAUACUAGAAAUAUAGUUAAAAAAAAAAUUAAGUAAAUUAAAUUUUUUAAAUAAAUGAUUUUCUAAGUAUCUUCUAAUAGUUUUGUUCGUAUGGCUAUACAAUCAAAUGACAGGUUUAUAUUAAUUUAGUUUGUUUUUUAAUUAUCAUUACUUUUUAUAACUAUUUCUGAAUUUUGAGUAAAAUCUCAUGAUAGAGAAAACUGAGAUAUAUUACUUGAAAUAUUUUCUAAUAUUUUGUAAUCAGGCAGUAUGUAAAUAUAAACAGAUUUUUAUCAUAAACCAUAUAUGUAAAUUCAUACUUAGUAUAAGUACUAGUAUUCAUUAAAACAAUUUUAUAAAAAAAAA
Nasonia vitripennis (jewel wasp) is the source of this 1313-nucleotide messenger RNA. RefSeq names its product protein tantalus. The transcript is spliced from 3 exons. Bases 294 to 857 code for a protein of 187 amino acids. Lineage: Eukaryota; Metazoa; Arthropoda; Insecta; Hymenoptera; Pteromalidae. The record is from RefSeq and is a predicted model, not a curated record.